GCACAUGCUGAAGAGUGCGGUGCGGUGGGGUCAGACGCCAGCGUGGACGGGAGUAUGACGCCUACGUCCAAGGCGUCACAUAGUGUAGUGUGACGCCUAUGUGUUGGGCACCACAUAAAAGGGUCAGCUUAGCGAAUUUUUUUAAAUACGGUUCAGUUUGUGAUUUUUUUCAUUAGAGAGGUUAGAUUUGUCGAUUUUGCCGCAAUUCCGGCAAGCUUCUGGCAUAAACUACUGGCAAACAGCUAAACCUGCUUCUAGGCUGUAACGAAGAAAACAUCUACUACCUGGUUGAAGGAAACCCUUGCCCUGCAUCAGUUUAUUCCCAUCCCUCAAUGGCUCAUCCUCCUACAGGCCAAGCUAUCCUUUCCUUGCCAACUAGGCUCCCUACCCUUUAGAGGUCAUACUAGCAUUCAGGUGCCUAUAAAGAUGCAAUUUCUGCAACUAAACAUAUCAGACAUAACAAAUCAAUCAAGGUGAACGUCCCAAACGCGUGAAGCCAUGCCGCCUCAUUUCCCCAGCAAUCCCGACCAUGGAUCACACGUCGCAAGGCCAUUCCACAGGCACAAGUCGAUCCACCGGAUCCUGGGCGGAGGGAAAGCCGCGGACGUUCUGCUGUGGAAGAACAGGAAUGUGUCUGUUGGGGUUCUCGCUGGGGCCACGUUGACAUGGUUCCUGUUCGACGUGGUUGAAUACAAUGUGGUUCCGCUCCUUUGCCAGAUCGCCAUCUUCGCUACGCUUGCCAUCUUCAUCGCGUCAAAUGCCGCACCACUCUUCGACAGAGCCCCACCAAGGAUACCAAAAGUCGUCAUCUCUAAGCACGCCUUCAGAGAAAUGGCCUUGACCAUUCACCACAAAUUGGAAUAUGCUCUAUCUCUUCUUUAUGAUAUCGCAUGUGGAAAUGAUCUGAAGAAAUUCCUCAUGGUGGUAGGAUCCCUGCUGGUAUUGUCAGUGAUUGGAGGUUCUUGCAGCUUCACAAGCCUACUCUAUGUUGGAUUCUUGUGCGCCCACACUUUGCCAGUGUUGUACCAACAAUACGAGACACAAGUUGACCAUCUCAUUGCAAGGGGUGGCCAAGACAUCAAGAAGUUCUAUGAGAAGGUUGAUUCCAAUUUGCUCAACAAAAUACCAAGAGGCCCUGUCAAGACGAAAUUCAGAUAAAAUAAACACCAUGAAGCUGUCAGGGCAUAAUAGUAAUUCCUACCAAGAUACUAGAGUAGAUUUCAAGAAAAAUGAACCAACUAUAAGAAAAUAUGAUUGAACAAACCAAGUCCCAGAUGAGCGAAGCUGAUGAAACACCAGUUGAGUUCAGACCUGACUGCUAGCAUUCAGAUGUGCGGUACCUGUUAAUGUAUACAAGCAUACUCCAUCAGCUAAGCAAUCGACUCCCUCCGUCGCAUAAUGUAAGACGUUUUUGCAAGCUAAUAUAACUUGCAAAAAUGUCUUAUAUUGCAAGACGGAGGGAGUAUAUGAGAAGAGCUGUGAUGCUAUAAUCUCAAAAAAAAAAGUAUGUCACUACCAAGAAUUCAACUCUGCUCAUUUUCAAUUGUGGCACCAAUGAGACUGUACAUUCAUGACACAUGAAAAGUGUACAAUACAGCAUAGCAAAAAAGGCAAACAGAAAGAAUUACAUGGCUUUCCAAGAAAAGAAAACAGGACAAUCAUUGCCUUCUGACAUUUGUAGUAGUGAUGGAAUGUGUUCCUGUGUUUACUAAUACAAACAUAACAAUUAUUAUUUGCAUUGCAAAACUAUGAAA
Hordeum vulgare subsp. vulgare (domesticated barley) is the source of this 1754-nucleotide messenger RNA. RefSeq names its product reticulon-like protein B9. Bases 499 to 1158 code for a protein of 219 amino acids. Lineage: Eukaryota; Viridiplantae; Streptophyta; Magnoliopsida; Poales; Poaceae. The transcript is spliced from 5 exons. The record is from RefSeq and is a predicted model, not a curated record.